UUCCGGCGGGCGCGCGGCCAUGGCGACCAAGAGGCUGGCGCGGCAGCUUGGAUUAAUUAGGAGAAAGGCAAUUACACCAACAAAUGGAAAUCAAGGGAAAAGCAAAUGCAGACAGUUGUUUGACUACUUAAUAGUCAUUGAUUUUGAAUCGACAUGCUGGAAUGAUGGGAAACGCCACCAUGACCAGGAAAUAAUUGAAUUUCCAGCAGUAUUGCUGAACACAUCGACUGGAGAAGUUGAAUCUGAGUUCCAUGCUUAUGUUCAACCUCAGGAACAUCCAGUGCUUUCCACAUUUUGCAUGGAACUGACAGGCAUCAAGCAGGCUCAAGUUGACGAAGGGGUCCCUCUGAAGAUUUGCUUAUCUCAGUUUUCUAAAUGGAUUCAUACAAUUCAGGAACAGAAGAAAAUUAUUUUUGAUACUGGAGUUUCAGAUCUUUCUACUUCUGAAGCAAAAUUGUGUGCAUUUGUUACUUGGUCAGAUUGGGACUUGGGGGUUUGCCUGGAAUAUGAGUGUAAAAGAAAACAGCUCUUAAAACCCACAUUCUUAAAUUCUUGGAUUGAUCUUAGAGUAACUUACAAGCAAUUCUACAGGAGAAAACCAAAAGGACUAAGUGGUGCCCUGAAGGAAGUGGGAAUAGAAUUCCUAGGACGAGAACAUUCCGGGUUGGAUGAUUCUCGGAAUACUGCCCUUCUUGCUUGGAAAAUGAUCAGGGAUGGCUGCCUAAUGAAAAUAACAAGGUCCUUGAACAAGGUUCCCACUAAGAAGAAUUCUAACAUUUUGGUUAGAAAUUUGAAUGCAAAUCACGUUGACGAAACUUCAAUCGGCAAAAGUAGCAUUCAGUCCGUAAGCGUAAAUGAAGGGGAAUCAAAAAAUGAAAUAAGUUCUCAUAAAGAAGUUCGGAUGAAGUCAGUUGGUCUGAAUUCUCCUAUCAAGGUACAGCAAGAUCAGUUACUACUAAAAAGCAGUGUAAAAACAGGUCUUCGCAGUGUCAAAAGCGGCUUUUCUCCUUUUAACACUGUAUCCUCUGCUCCUCCGGGGCAAUUGCAGUCUACCAGAGUGAAUUUACCUAUUUCUCUGCGGAAGCAAGAACAACAUGGACAUCUUGCUUUUAAUACCAAAUGUAAGUCUUCAACAGUUGGUUCAGAAUUGGUACUUGUUUCAACUACCCUUUCAUCUGUCAAUCAUGUUUCUGAUGUGGAAAUGAGUUCUGCUUUUGAUUGUCUACCUAUGUUGGCCGAUUGGGAGGACGUUGCUUUACUUCCAGCCUCUCAGCCUGAGCAAAAUACAGACUGUAUGCCUCCCAUUAGUGACUCAAACAUAGAUGUCUCAUUCAAUUCUGGAGAAGGAGUAACGGUUUUAAAAGAUUUUGAAAUGCCAAAUCAUGAAAACUUUCAAGACAUGGAAGAAACUCCUCAGGAAUAUGAGACUUCUAAGUCUAUUGUAUAUAAAAGUUCUCACACAACUAUUUAUAAUGUGAAAGAAGCCAAAGAUCGGAGUUCAGAUGUUUCUGACUUUAAAUUACCGGAAUGUAAAUCAAAUACUCUGAACAGUGUUCACACUGCUAUUUCUUGUCCUUCAAUUUUGGGAAAUCAUCCUGGAGGUAUGAAAAGGAAUUCAUCAAAUCCCCCAGCUUUCCCCCCAGCCAAAAAACAGACCUUCACUAUUCAUGAAGAAAAGCCCACAGCACAUGAAGUCUCCCAAGUGAGAAAUGCGGGCAAGAAGAUUGUCCCCUCUGUCUUAAACUCUAAUGUUCAUCUACGAGAUCCUUGGAAGCUUGGGAAAAUGACUCCUCCUUUAUGCAAAUGUGGCCGAAGGUCUAAAAGACUUGUUGUUUCUAAUAAUGGACCAAAUCAUGGGAAAGUCUUCUACUGUUGCCCUAUUGGGAAACACCAAGAAAACAGAAAGUGUUGUGAUUAUUUCAAAUGGGAACAUACGCUUCAGAAGGAAAAAACCAAUAGCAGAGUUCUUUCUCAUUCCCCCAGGGGGCAUAAUUUAAGUGGUCCAGAGACGAUGUGUAACAGAAGUUUGAAUUUGUCUACCCCAAAUUCAUUGAGACUUAGACCUUCAAUGAGAAAUUGAUGCACUUUUUUUAUAC
Messenger RNA from Sorex araneus (European shrew), 2096 nucleotides. RefSeq names its product ERI1 exoribonuclease family member 2 (gene ERI2). Gene Ontology annotation, biological process: exonucleolytic trimming to generate mature 3'-end of 5.8S rRNA from tricistronic rRNA transcript (SSU-rRNA, 5.8S rRNA, LSU-rRNA). Gene Ontology annotation, molecular function: zinc ion binding; nucleic acid binding; 3'-5'-RNA exonuclease activity. Lineage: Eukaryota; Metazoa; Chordata; Mammalia; Eulipotyphla; Soricidae. The transcript has 9 exons. Bases 20 to 2080 code for a protein of 686 amino acids. The record is from RefSeq and is a predicted model, not a curated record.